Messenger RNA from Aspergillus uvarum CBS 121591, 480 nucleotides. RefSeq lists its product as uncharacterized. The transcript has a single exon. Bases 131 to 385 code for a protein of 84 amino acids. Lineage: Eukaryota; Fungi; Ascomycota; Eurotiomycetes; Eurotiales; Aspergillaceae. The record is from RefSeq and is a predicted model, not a curated record.
CAUACACCUAUAGAGCUGCUGCUGCUACCAGGUAGACGAACUACUACCACUACGACUAGUACUAUCACCACCACCACCACCACCACCAUUACUACGAACUACCCCUCUCCUCUUUCCCCCUCCCUCGCCAAUGCCCAAUUUAUCUUGGGUCUUAGUCGGCCAUGCAGCCAGCGACGUGUCAUGCGUCCUGCCAAUGAUGAACCUCGUCAGUGAAGACACAUGGGAAAGUAUUCUGAUUGCACUGAAGAGCAUUGUUCCAUGUACGAUACAGUACAACCAUCAAUCAGGAAGCGAGAGCCAACCCGGACAAGGUUUGAAUCUGAUAUCCAACAAUAGGCGCCCGUCUGCCUCCCGCCCGCAGCCUGCUUCGGCCCCAAGUAUGUAACGUAUCCACCUGCAGUGCGUGACAAUCUGCCGAUCCCAGGACCCCCUUCCAUGGAAUCGAUUUCUGGGGGAUCGCCCUGCUACACUACGAUCCUG